Thelazia callipaeda (thelaziosis nematode) is the source of this 552-nucleotide messenger RNA. NCBI's taxonomy places the organism in Eukaryota, Metazoa, Nematoda, Chromadorea, Rhabditida, Thelaziidae. The record is from the annotation of a GenBank genome assembly.
AUGCAGCGCUUCAGAAAGUAUUUCUUACGAUACUACGAUCAAGUUCGGUGCUUUGAUACGUUGGAGCCAGCUUUUGCCGUUUGUGGUGAAUUUCAGCUGGAGGACAGUAGCAACGAAAGAAGUUGCAAAAGUAUCGAAGAUGUGAUUGAGAAAUUCAGAAUUGCCUUUGGUGUUCCCAAAAUUAGAACUUGCCAAGCAAAGAAAGUAACGCGCAAAUUUGAUAGAAAUCGAACCUUGCAACCAAAAUUCAAUCUUGAAGUGUGUCAGAGUUGUGGAAGCUACCAUGAUAUUGGCAAAAUAUGCGCUGUCUGCUACAGAAAAGUGCACGAAUUAACUAAUUUAAUGAAGUCGAAAAUCAUGGCAUAUAAUCCAUAUAUUGGUGAACGGCAGUCAACAAAUGUGAAAUUCGAAGAUGAUCCACGGGAUGGUUCGGGUACAGAAACUCAAGACACCAGUCCAAGAUGUAUGGGACGAAUUGUUGAAUUAGGUGUGCCAAGGCCUACAUGGUUCAAGCCUAAAUUUGUCGAACCUUCCGUACUUGGUAAAAAAUAG